AUGUCACAAUUGCAUUCGUUCUAUCCUGAAAUUGAGCCAUACAAUAAUGGCUAUCUAAAAGUAUCUGAUGUUCAUCAAAUCUACUACGAGCAAAUCGGAAAUCCUAAUGGUAGACCAAUCUUAUAUGUUCACGGCGGCGGAGGUACCAAUGGAUGUUGUGAUAAAGAACGUAGAUUUUUCGAUCCUUCGUAUUAUCGAGCAAUUUUGGUAGACAGAAGAGCCUUAGGCCGAUCCAAACCUUUCGGUGAAAUUAAGGAUAAUGACACUUGGAAAGUUGUCGAAGAUUAUGAAAAACUGAGAAAAUUCUUAGAAAUCGAAAAGUGGUUAAUUUUCGGUGGCAGUUGGGGUUCAACGCUUACAAUGAUUUACAGCGAACUUUAUCCAGAUAGAGUAACUGGUCUAAUUCUACGCGGUGUAACUUUAGGACAAGGAAAAGACCUCCAGUGGAUCUACCACGCUGGAGCCUCUAAUAUUCUUCCAGAAUUCUUCGAGACUUACGCGAAUGCAAUUCCAGAGGCAGAGAGAGAUGAUAUAGUAAUGGCUUACUGGCGGCGAAUAAACAGUGAUGAUAAAGAGACUAGAAUUAAAUAUGCGAAACUGUGGACGCAUUGGGGCUGUGCACUUUCCAUAAUACACGAUCACGAAGUUGAUCUUAGUAUGGGUCUCGACGAUGAAGUAAUCUACUUAUCAGCAAGACAUGACAAUCACUUUGCUGCCAACCGAGGAUUUUUUAGCCCUGACAAGGAGAAUUAUGUGCUAAAGCAUAUCCAUAAAAUUCGUCAUAUACCUUGCAUCAUUGUCCAUGGACGGUAUGAUGUCAUAUGUCCAGUUCAGCGAGCUUGGGAUUUGCACAAGAAUUGGCCAGAGGCAGAUUUACGAAUUAUCCGUAACGCAGGACAUACUAUUAAUGAUAUUCCAUUGGCCUCUGCUCUUAUCGCAGCUAUCAAGGAAUUCCAGCAAAAAGGUUAUUGA
Messenger RNA from Trichoplax adhaerens, 972 nucleotides. RefSeq lists its product as uncharacterized. Gene Ontology annotation, biological process: proteolysis. Gene Ontology annotation, cellular component: cytoplasm. Lineage: Eukaryota; Metazoa; Placozoa; Uniplacotomia; Trichoplacea; Trichoplacidae. The transcript is spliced from 9 exons. Gene Ontology annotation, molecular function: aminopeptidase activity. The record is from RefSeq and is a predicted model, not a curated record. The coding region runs from base 1 to 972 and encodes 323 amino acids.